This is a messenger RNA of Seriola dumerili (greater amberjack), 4099 nucleotides long. RefSeq names its product V-type proton ATPase 116 kDa subunit a-like (gene atp6v0a1b). Gene Ontology annotation, molecular function: ATPase binding; proton-transporting ATPase activity, rotational mechanism. Gene Ontology annotation, cellular component: vacuolar proton-transporting V-type ATPase, V0 domain; vacuolar proton-transporting V-type ATPase complex; plasma membrane. Gene Ontology annotation, biological process: vacuolar acidification; proton transmembrane transport. Lineage: Eukaryota; Metazoa; Chordata; Actinopteri; Carangiformes; Carangidae. The transcript is spliced from 22 exons. The record is from RefSeq and is a predicted model, not a curated record. The coding region runs from base 117 to 2732 and encodes 871 amino acids.
GCUACCCUGGACCACAGCAGCCAGCAUCCAGGAGGGUCUGACAGGCCGGAGAGAGCCGCCUUGCUGCAGCGAACACAGUGUCUUUAUUCUAGCUGAGGAGGAGUGAGGUGGUCAUCAUGGGAGAACUGUUCAGGAGUGAGGAGAUGACCCUGGCCCAGCUCUUUCUCCAGUCUGAGGCAGCCUACUGCUGCGUCAGCGAGCUGGGAGAACUGGGCAUGGUCCAGUUCAGAGAUCUGAACCCAGACGUAAACGUGUUUCAGCGCAAGUUUGUGAAUGAAGUGAGGAGAUGUGAGGAGAUGGACAGGAAACUGAGGUUUGUUGAAAAAGAGAUCAAGAAGGCCAACAUCCCAACUGUGGACACUGGAGAAAAUCCAGAGGUGCCGUUUCCCAGGGACAUGAUCGAUCUAGAGGCCACCUUUGAAAAGCUGGAGAAUGAACUGAAGGAGAUCAACACCAACCAGGAGGCCCUGAAGAAGAACUUCCUGGAGCUGACAGAGCUCAAACACAUCCUCCGUCGAACACAGCAGUUCUUUGAUGAGAUGGAGGAUCCCAACCUGCUGGAGGAGUCAUCAGCUCUGAUGGAGGGCAGUGAGGGGGGACGUGGUGCCCCGCUCAGACUGGGGUUUGUGGCUGGAGUGAUCAGCAGGGAGAGGAUCCCCACCUUCGAGAGGAUGCUGUGGAGGGUGUGUCGUGGCAACGUCUUCUUAAGGAAGGCAGAGAUCGAGGACCCUCUGGAGGACCCCGCCACGGGAGACCAAGUCCACAAAUCAGUGUUCAUCAUCUUCUUUCAAGGUGACCAGCUGAAGAACAGGGUGAAGAAGAUCUGUGAGGGGUUCCGUGCCUCUCUCUACCCGUGUCCAGAGACCCCACAGGAGAGGAAGGAGAUGCUGGCUGGAGUCAACAGCCGCAUUGACGACCUCCAGAUGGUGCUGAACCAAACAGAGGACCACCGUCAGCGUGUGCUGCAGGCUGCCUCAAAGACCAUGCGGGUGUGGUUCAUCAAGGUGAGGAAGAUGAAGGCCAUCUACCACACCCUCAACCUCUGCAACAUCGACGUCACCCAGAAGUGUCUGAUUGCUGAGGUGUGGUGUCCUGUCUCGGACCUGGACUCCAUCCAGUUUGCUCUGCGUAGAGGGACGGAGAGGAGCGGCUCUACGGUGCCAUCCAUCCUAAACAGGAUGCAGACCAAGCAGACCCCACCCACCUUCAACAAGACCAACAAGUUCACAUCAGGCUUCCAGAACAUCGUUGACGCCUACGGCAUUGGGAACUACCGGGAGAUUAAUCCAGCUCCCUACACCAUAAUUACUUUCCCCUUCCUGUUUGCGGUGAUGUUUGGUGACAUGGGUCAUGGCGUGCUGAUGACCUGUGCUGCCCUCUACCUGGUCAUCCGAGAGAGUCGCCUCCUCGCCCAGAAGAGCGACAAUGAGAUGUUCAACAUGGUGUUUGCUGGCCGCUACAUCAUCCUCCUGAUGGGGAUCUUCUCCAUCUACACCGGCAUCAUUUACAACGACUGCUUCUCCAAGUCUCUGAACAUGUUCGGCUCUGGGUGGAGCGUCAGGCCCAUGUUUGGCCCCAAAGGAGCCAACUGGUCAUUUGAGACACUUGAUGGAAACGCAGUUCUACAGUUAGACCCAGCUGUCCCUGGUGUGUUCAACGGGCCUUAUCCACUGGGAAUCGACCCGAUCUGGAAUGUCGCCACCAACAAGCUGACUUUCCUCAACUCGUUCAAGAUGAAGAUGUCUGUGGUCCUGGGCGUCAUCCACAUGCUGUUUGGAGUGUCUCUCAGUCUCUUCAACCACCUGUACUUCAAGAAGCCACUGAACAUCUUCCUGGGCUUCAUCCCAGAGAUCGUCUUCAUGUCUAGCCUGUUUGGCUACCUCGUUCUGUUGGUCUUCUACAAGUGGACGGCUUACGACGCCUUCACCUCCAAGGAUGCUCCCAGCCUGCUCAUCCACUUCAUCAACAUGUGUCUCUUCAACUACAAUGACCCCACCAACAAGCCCCUCUACAGGGGACAGAUGGGGAUCCAGGUUUUGUUGGUGCUGAUUGCCCUUGCAUGUGUACCCUGUAUGCUGAUUGUGAAAACUAUGGUGCUUCGGCGUCAGCACCUGUGGAAAAAGCACCUGUCCCAGAAGAGGGAAGAAACCCCUGCAGAGAAUCUAGAGCAGUCUUUAGAGCAAACAGGCGUGUCCUCAUCAUGCACCGGACUCACCCAACAGGGCACGCAGAAGUUCGGAGGAGUGCGGGUGGGUAACGGGCCCACAGAGGACGAGGCUGGCAUCAUGGACCACGACCAGCUCUCCCAGCACUCGGAGGAAGGAGAUGAGCACUCAGAGGAAGAGCCGUUUGACUUUGGUGACGUAGCUGUCCACCAGGCCAUCCAUACCAUAGAGUACUGUCUGGGAUGCAUCUCCAACACAGCCUCCUACCUGCGCCUCUGGGCCCUCAGCCUGGCUCAUGCACAGCUGUCAGAGGUGCUCUGGUCCAUGGUGAUGCACCUGGGUCUGUCCUCCCGGAGCGGGGGCGGGUUCUUCGGCCUGUCCAUCAUCUUCUCGGCCUUCGCCACGCUCACGGUCGCCAUCCUGCUCAUCAUGGAGGGGCUGUCAGCCUUCCUGCACGCCCUUCGUCUGCACUGGGUGGAGUUCCAGAACAAGUUUUACUCGGGCCAAGGGUUCAAGUUCGUCCCAUUCUCAUUUGAGAGCAUCCUGGAGGGACGACUCGACGAGUGAUCGAGCCUCCACCCCUCCAGCAUGACUCUCCAGCCUUCCCCUCUCCUCAGUGUAUGUGUUUGUGUGUGUGUAUACAGCCUUCUGUCACCCUCUAGUGGUCAUUUGUGAAACCUCAGUGUGUAAUAGGUGUAAUGUCAUCUUAAAGAGAUGUUUUUCCAGUGCACCAGUACCAGGUUAUUCCCCACACUGGAGCUUCUAUUGCUGUGACACAGUACCAUCACUGUACUGAGAGCUCAGCCCUGUCACCACCACUGUCCUAACAUCUCCUUCACCUACAACAAGGCUUUUCACUCUAUAAUAAAUCUGUUCAGGAGAUCCUGUAACACCGAUUAUAUUUUGAAAGUAUAGUCAUCAAAUGUCAUUAGGUCUUAAUUUACAGAACUUAAACUUUCAUCAAUCUUCAUGAUUAUUAAAUGCUCAUGUUUCCAUCACAUUCUGGAUAGCUUGCUGUCAAAAGAGUGACUGCUACAGAUCUCAGACAUGACAAAAAUGAAGACCUAAGUCGCAAUAAGCUGUAAUGUGCUGUUUGUGCAGCAUCGCUGUGAACUGUACUUUCACCAUGAAAUAACAUGAGCACAUCUGGAGCUGUAAGACCAUGACUCAACAUUUGGUGAUAUUUGUAACAUGACUGAAAGGCAGUGUGAUUCUUCCCAGUAUAUGAACAUUCAGAAUGUUAAAAACUCAAUGUAUGGAUUCCAAUGGAUGUAGUGAUUUGUUGCUGUCUGACCAUGAAGUAGUGAAAGGAACACAGCUUUUCCUUGAUGAGUGGAGCCUUUGUGAUCUGUGGCAUCCUUGUGCUCCUUCUGUGUAAAUUGUUGUAAAGUGGUUAAAGAAGUGAACUGAUGCAUUGAAGCCUGAAAUGUCUAAAAGUUCAUUUUGUGGAAUCAACUGCAGUUGCUUCAUAAAUAUGAAGUAUAAUGUCACUCCUUGUCCAUCCUUUGUGAUAAAUGUACAUUUAUUUUCUCUACAUAUCUUUAAUUUUGAAGGAUGCUUUGCAUUCUCAUCAAAGUAGCCUUCGACAUGUGGACGGUCAGCACACCCAUCAAGGGUUAAAUGAAGUGAACAUGUAAAGUGGGCUGUGCUGCACUGAAACAUCUCUUCCAAUCAAACUGAAGAACAGUUUGGACACAGUAACAAUCAUGUUUGGCUGAUAAUCAAAGCUAUUGAUAGUGAAUUUGAUUUUCUUUGUUUUGUUUCAGAAAACAUAUUUUAUAAGUGUUGUUUGAAAUGUUUCAGAUCAUUUGUAUUUAGAUGUUGAUGCAGAGUGUGUGAAGAGAGCCUCUACACAUCAAAUGCAGCUGGUGUUGGUCAGUGACUGGUGACAUGAAGGUCAUGUGUUUGUGGUCAAUAAUAAACAGAGACUUGGG